CUCUUUUUUUUUUUUUCUUUCUCCUUCUUGACCAUAUAGUUCAUAACUUAGCGAUUCCCAUCGUUGCGCCCUGGCUCCGAACCCCUCGAACAUAUCUACCGACAUAUCAAUCAUCCAGCACAGGAAACAGCCUCAAGAUGAAGCCCGUCGUGUCUGUGUUGAACGCCUGGUCCUGCGUGGUCAUCUCCCUCUUCGCCAUUGUCAUCCUAUCCGUCCUUGCGUCGCUAUACAAGAAUGAACACCACGGAUUUACCGGGUCGGAAGGCGAACCCGAAGAUGGCGGCGCGGUCGCUGCCUCACUUUUCACGGCCGUGAUUGUAUACGUUGGGUUCUUUGUUUUCUGCGGAUUCCAGGCCUAUCUUCACAUGAGAGCUCGCCGAGGGGGGGCGAUAUCGCUCAGCUAAACGCCUUCUCUAUUUCCUUUCUCUCUCUCUCUCUCUCUCUCUCUCUCUCUCUCUCUCUCCUUUCCCUAGCUCUCGAUACUUGGACCAUAUUAAAUCAUGAAAGACGUCGAAUGCAAUUCUGCUAUUGGGUAUAUUAGUGAAUCCUUGAUUUUACUGGCCUAUUUUAGUUCGUGGAUUUCGGCUCCUUGCCGUGGAAGGACGGUGAUCAGCCGCAAUGUGGUCUGUCUGUCUGUCUUGUCUUGUCUUGUCUGCUUAGAUCUCGCAGCUUACUUGUUUAUUUAUACUGUAUGUAUAUAACUUCUGGCUUAUAUAGAAGAAUUAUGGAUCGUUCUUCUGUUUUUA
Messenger RNA from Aspergillus ochraceoroseus IBT 24754, 746 nucleotides. RefSeq lists its product as uncharacterized. The record is from RefSeq and is a predicted model, not a curated record. The coding region runs from base 138 to 404 and encodes 88 amino acids. The transcript is spliced from 4 exons. Lineage: Eukaryota; Fungi; Ascomycota; Eurotiomycetes; Eurotiales; Aspergillaceae.